Trichoderma aggressivum f. europaeum is the source of this 1431-nucleotide messenger RNA. RefSeq lists its product as uncharacterized. The coding region runs from base 1 to 1431 and encodes 476 amino acids. The record is from RefSeq and is a predicted model, not a curated record. NCBI's taxonomy places the organism in Eukaryota, Fungi, Ascomycota, Sordariomycetes, Hypocreales, Hypocreaceae. The transcript has 2 exons.
AUGGCACCUAUCAUGCUAACACCCGAACUCAUUCAGCGCAUUAUAUACUUUCUCAUCCAUGACUGGACUCGCUAUGGACACCCUCUCUGCCAAGACGCCGGCGAGUAUGCGGCCGUCAGUCCCCUUUGGCAGGAUACAAUUGAGCGCAGUACUUUCGCCACACUGUAUCUUGAUCUGGAGCGACUCUCAGAGGUCAACUCCGUCGUCACCUCUAGGCGCCGUAGGUAUGUUCGCGAAAUCUUGCUGGAGGUUGUGCUGCCAUGGCCGGGACCGCGACAAAACCCUGAGAAGGACAAGGAGAAGCUGAGGAACAAUCGCGCACUACAAGCCACAUUUGAAGCUUUUCUGCAGUCGCUGAGCCAGUGGACUGUGGACGAGCUGCAUCCUGGCCGCAUUGGGCUCCGUAUUUUUGCGCCUCUACCCGUCGAGAAGAGACUUGACUCUCCAUCAUGGGAAGGGGAGAGAGGACCCAUGUGGAACCGCAGAUAUGCGGGAUCAGUGUUGGAGCUGACGGACCCGGCUCGCAUUGCGGAACAUUCCCCUGUUGUGGCCAUAUCCGAAAUCAAUAUGGAUAGGCCAAGAUUCGGGGAUCGACACAUCUCUAUAGUGGCCAUUUGCGCUUUGGUAGCAAAACUGCCCGCAGCAAAGCGAGUGUCCGUUGACUGGUGGAAAUGGAGGCGAUUUUCAGGAAUGCGGAAUGGUAACGUUGUCAAACUUCUCUACCUAGACCUUGCUGAUGCUUUAUCUCAAAUCAAUCAUCCCAUCGAUAAUUUUCACAUCUGCGAUGACACUUAUGAUGCCAUGAGCCGGUCUCAAUUGCCUCCAGAUACUACGCUUUCAAGUGAAGGAGAAGAUGGGCUUUCAAAAGCUUUCCACACCCUAUCCCAACGCUCGCAGACGCUUCACAUCGAUGGCAUCAUAGUCAGCGACGAACUGUUCUUUCCAAGGACUCUCUCUGCGCACAUGGCAGAACCGCGAUGGGAGAGACUGGUCACUUUCCACUUGUGCUAUCCUCCCGUCACUCCGUCGGGCGAAUGGCUCUUCAUUCCGGACCCAAAUGCCUCGGACGACUCGGAGGACGAAACCCCGAUGUUUAAUGAUUGGAUCAGCAUCACAGCGAGCCAGGAACCUACAUCUCGGCGCUGUAUUGCAACCCCGGCUAUGCAGCAGUUUUACAUGGCUGCAGGGCGCGCGGCUCUCCAGAUGCCAGCGCUAGAGUGGAUGACACUUGACGCGGGACUAGGAGGAUACGACGAAUAUUGGCAUAAAUUCUGGUAUCAUGCAAAAAAAUCAACGGCCAAAGCUCUGUGGACAAGCAGCUCCGGAUUUAUUCCUGAUGAUGAUGUUUUGGAGUGCUGGCGAAAAGUACCGAGGAAGUAUUUGAAGGGGGAGCUCGAGGUGGAGAUCUCAAGUGACCCGAGGGUUGCAUAG